AUGGGAAUAAGGUCGAGGCGUAGAGCUAGAGCGCCAGCAUCCGACCCGCCGUCCCGCCGCCGCAGGAAGGACGUGCAUGCGCAUGGUCUUCCUUGGGAGGUGGAGUUGAGGGACUGGGCGGCGCUGCCCUCCGACGUCCUGUGGGUCAUCCUGAGCCUCGUCCCGCAAGCCGAGGUCCUCCGCGGCACGGGUCGCGCGUGCGCCUCAUGGCGGCGGCUGGCCCUCGACGAGCCGCUGCUGUGGCGGCACAUCGACCUCGCCGCCGCCGAAGACAUGGAUAAAGACCCACCAGCGCAGUGGCGAAGCCACCAACUGCAGGGCGCCAUCGUUGCGGAGCCUCCACGUGACGUGCCGGUACGACAUGCCCGGCGAGAACUUUGUCGUGCUGGUGGCGAAGAAGCUCCCUAUGCUGGAGCAGCUCGUGUUGUCAAGCGGCCUGGUCGAGCUAGCCUCAUUGGCCGCUCUCGUCGGCCACUGCCCACGCCUCCGGGUACUCGACGCCGGCGGCUGUCACGCCCAUAGCUUGUUUGACGAAAAGUUGGUCGAGAGGUUGGAGAGCAAGAUCAAGGAUCUCCGGCUGCCGGUGCACGUGUUUCGCGGAGGGUUCUUGCUGCGCUACGGAGCGAUGUUCCCUCGGACGGGACGUCUGCGCGGGCCACGAAAGCCCCCAAACUAAAUAGGA
Triticum aestivum (bread wheat) is the source of this 682-nucleotide messenger RNA. RefSeq lists its product as uncharacterized. The coding region runs from base 1 to 522 and encodes 173 amino acids. The transcript has 2 exons. The record is from RefSeq and is a predicted model, not a curated record. Gene Ontology annotation, molecular function: protein binding. NCBI's taxonomy places the organism in Eukaryota, Viridiplantae, Streptophyta, Magnoliopsida, Poales, Poaceae.